GUUUCUCAGGACAGGUGUGGAAACUGCCCAUUUGGCUCUCGUCCUGCCCGGUGACUGGAGGUGCCUGGUCAGGCCUGGCAACGUGGCCUUGAGGCAUGGACGUUGGCCAGAUUCUCCCACACGCUACGGAAUGGAGGAAUACUCAAGGGGCCCUUGCAUCUCCAUUUUAGGACAGUCCCAGAACAAUCCUGGGGAAGCUGCCACAGAACCGGAGAGGACCCAGGAGCAUUCUCUGUCUAGCUUUGCGGGAGGCCAGCACUUCUUUGAAUACCUUCUUGUUGUUUCUUUAAAGAAAAAGCGUUCAGAGGAUGAUUAUGAACCCACAAUCACCUACCAGUUUCCCAAGAGAGAGAACCUGCUUCGGGGUCAGCAAGAGGAGGAGGAAAGGCUGCUCAAGGCUAUCCCUCUGUUCUGCUUCCCUGACGGGAAUGAGUGGGCGCCACUCACAGAAUAUCCCAGGGAGACCUUCUCAUUCGUCCUGACCAACGUGGAUGGGAGCAGGAAGAUCGGAUACUGCAGGCGCCUCCUGCCUGCCGGUCCUGGCCCUCGCCUCCCCAAAGUGUACUGCAUCAUCAGCUGCAUCGGGUGCUUCGGCUUGUUCUCCAAGAUACUGGAUGAAGUGGAGAAGAGGCAUCAGAUCUCCAUGGCUGUCAUCUACCCAUUUAUGCAAGGUCUCCGAGAGGCAGCCUUCCCUGCCCCAGGAAAGACUGUCACCCUUAAGAGCUUCAUCCCUGAUUCAGGCACAGAGUUCAUCUCACUGACACGACCCCUAGACUCUCACCUUGAACAUGUGGACUUUAGUGCCCUGCUGCAGUGUCUCCAUUUUGAGCAGAUUAUUCAGAUCUUUGCCUCUGCGGUGCUGGAAAGAAAAAUCAUCUUCCUGGCGGAAGGUCUCAGUACCCUGUCUCAGUGUAUCCACGCUGCAGCUGCCCUGCUCUACCCUUUUAGCUGGGCACACACAUACAUCCCUGUGGUUCCUGAGAGCCUGCUGGCCACUGUCUGCUGCCCAACCCCCUUCAUGGUUGGCGUACAGAUGCGCUUCCAGCAGGAGGUUAUGGACAGUCCCAUGGAAGAGGUCCUGUUGGUGAAUCUUUGUGAAGGAAACUUCUUAUUGUCGGUUGGUGAUGAAAAAGAUAUCCUACCACCCAAACUUCAGGAAGACAUCUUGGAGUCUCUUGGUCAGGGGAUGAGUGAGUUAAAGACUUCAGAACAAAUCAAUGAACAUGUCUCAGGCCCUUUUGUGCAGUUCUUUGUCAAGACCGUGGGUCACUACGCCUCCCAUGUCAAACGGGAGGCCAGUGGGCAAGGCCACUUCCAAGAACGAUCCUUCUGCAAGGCUAUUACCUCCAAGGCCAAGCGGCGAUUCGUGAAGAAGUUUGUGAAGACACAACUUUUCUCCCUCUUCAUCCAGGAAGCAGAGAAGAGCAGAAACCCUCCUGCAGGCUAUUUCCAAAAGAAAAUACUUGAAUAUGAGGAGCAGAAGAAACAGAAGAAAUCAAGAGAAAAGACUGUGAAGUAAAAGCUGUGGUGAACAAGUGUUGUCUAGAGCUACAGGCCAACUUGGACUUUGGCCUUUCUGGUGUCACAGGAUCAGUGCAGCUCUUGCCCUGGAAUCCAUGGCCUCCUUCCAACUGAAGCCCAGUCUUGCUUCAUCCUGGUGUCUGAGUUUGGGAUCCUUGGUGUCAUGGCUAAUCAGAACUUUGGAAGCAAAGCUGCACUUCUAGACAGUGGGAGACAGCAGUACAGCAGUACAGCUCAUGUGGGCACUUGAUUAGUAGUUGCCACCGCUUCUGUUUC
Acomys russatus (golden spiny mouse) is the source of this 1797-nucleotide messenger RNA. RefSeq names its product DENN domain containing 2D (gene Dennd2d). Gene Ontology annotation, cellular component: cytosol; nucleoplasm. The coding region runs from base 131 to 1519 and encodes 462 amino acids. NCBI's taxonomy places the organism in Eukaryota, Metazoa, Chordata, Mammalia, Rodentia, Muridae. The record is from RefSeq and is a predicted model, not a curated record. The transcript has 11 exons.